CUUCUGCUCAAUUCAGGUCUGCUUCCGCUCAUCCACGUCCGCUUCUCCUGCUGCUUACUGCCGGCCCUUUCUCACUGCAUCCACACGCAUACAGCCACCACCAACACUAGCAAGAUGGGGUCAAGCCUCAUCGGCCCACGCAAUGCAUCCUCCGUCGCAUUCUUUACAGACACUUCACCACCCGCUACUUUACACUGUUCUUCUGCUCUGCAACUUUUAUUUACUUAUUCACUACGUACCGUUUCCGCUGCUCCGAGUGCUUCGGUGGGAUUUCCUGCCUGCCCAUGUGCGUCGGCUCUCAGGAGCUUUCCUGCUUCCCAGCAUCGGCUUUCUUACCUACCUACCUACGUCCUUACAUACCAGCAAGUGUUCAUAUGUAUGCGCCCUAUAAUACGGGCUGUAGAUGGAGAGGUGUUCGCAAUAGAAUCUGACAUAUAAAGGAA
Molecule: messenger RNA, 443 nt
Organism: Schizophyllum commune H4-8
Lineage: Eukaryota; Fungi; Basidiomycota; Agaricomycetes; Agaricales; Schizophyllaceae
Exons: 1
Coding region: 115-438 (107 amino acids)
Source: RefSeq, a predicted model, not a curated record